UUGUUUUCACAAUUUCACUCAAAUACAUACCCAAACAGUGCCUUAAAAAACGUUGGAUUCGAAAAAGAUCCGUUCUCCCAAUCGCCGCCGCACAGUUGCAGAAAGUUCCAUACGGCGGAGUGAGCCGAUUUACAUGGACAAGGGUAAAGCAGUAAUGGGCUCGGGCCGCCGGUGGGCUGUGGAGCUCACGGACAACUCAACGUCGCAUUCGACCCGCGAUAUUCCCGAUCCUCCUGGUUUUACUCGCGCAUCGCAGGAACAGGAUGACUCGGCUGCCAGUAAACAGAAGAAGGACGCGGAAGCGAACUGGAAAGCUCAGAAAGCAUGGGAAGUUGCGCAAGCACCUUUUAAGAACUUGUUCAUGAUGGGCUUUAUGAUGUGGAUGGCUGGAAGCACUGUUCAUCUAUUUAGCAUUGGAAUUACAGUGUCGGCUCUUAUGCAGCCGAUUAAUGCACUUCGAGGGGUUGGAAAAGUUUUUGAGCCUUACAAAGACAAUAAGGUGGAUCUUUUGGCUCCUAAAUUAGUGUUCAUUGCCCUUAACUUGGCUGGGCUAGGAAUGGGCAUCUGGAAGCUUAACACACUUGGUCUUCUCCCAACUCAUGUAUCAGAUUGGGUUUCAUCUUUGCCUCCACCACAGGAAGUCGAGUUUUCUGGCGGAGGUAUCCCCGGAUUUUACUGAAUGUAUGGAGAAGGCGAAUGCCAGAAAAGAAUGAUCCAUCCUGUGGCAUUUAUCCUAUUCUAAUUCGAUAAUAGUUGAGUCGAACAGAAGGCGAGUUUGUUCUUGUUUCUAUUUGAUUUGUAUUACCUCUCUAUGUUUGAAGAAUUUCUCUACUCUACUGCUGGCCUUACAAACAAGAAUCUGUUUGUUUCCAUGGAAAAGACAGGAUAGAACAGGAGGACAUCAUCCAUUAUCGAUUUUUAGAACUUCCAAGUUCCAUGUCAUGUGUAACAACUUACCAUACGAGAUUGUUUAUGCAUUGUCCAAUUUUUACAA
Messenger RNA from Andrographis paniculata, 994 nucleotides. RefSeq lists its product as uncharacterized. NCBI's taxonomy places the organism in Eukaryota, Viridiplantae, Streptophyta, Magnoliopsida, Lamiales, Acanthaceae. The transcript is spliced from 6 exons. Gene Ontology annotation, cellular component: EMC complex. The record is from RefSeq and is a predicted model, not a curated record. Gene Ontology annotation, biological process: protein folding in endoplasmic reticulum. Bases 134 to 679 code for a protein of 181 amino acids.